ACAAAAUCAAAAUGAUGGAUUUGUUCAGAAGAAAGAAGAAAAAGAUGGAGAUUAUCAGCACAGACAAAAAGGACAGCAUAGACAAAAGAUGGAGGCUUCUCAGUGGAGAAGACAACUGGAAGGACUUACUGGACCCUCUAGACAUUGAUCUGCGACGAUACAUCAUUCACUAUGGAGAAAUGGCUCAAGCAACAUAUGAUAACUUCAACUUUGAGAAGGCAUCAAGAUAUGCAGGAAGCAGCCGAUAUGCGAAGAAAGAUAUGUUCUCUAAGGUGGCUCUCGAGAAUGGCAAUCCAUUCAAGUAUCGUGUGACCAAGUAUUUGUAUGCAACUUCAUCCAUCCAAGUCCCUGAUGCAUUUAUCAUGAAACCUCUAUCAACCGAUGCAUGGAUCAAGGAAUCGAACUGGAUGGGGUAUGUUGCUGUGGCAACUGAUGAAGGCAAGGCUGCAUUGGGGAGGAGAGAUAUUGUGAUUGCUUGGAGAGGAACUAUUAGGACAUUGGAAUGGGUGGAUGAUCUUGAAUUUGUACAAGUCUCGGCCCCAAAAAUGUUCGGACAAGGCAGUCAUCCUAGGGUGCACCUAGGUUGGUACUCCAUCUAUACUUCUGACGAUCCGAAUUCGCAGUUAAAUAAGACCAGUGCCAGAGAUCAGGUUCUUGGUGAGGUUAGGAGAUUGGUGGAAGAAUACCAAAACGAAGAUAUCAGCAUAACCAUUGCCGGCCACAGCUUAGGUGCAGCCAUUGCAACCCUAAAUGCAAUUGACAUAGUUGUGAACAAAAUCAACAAUCCUAAAGACCAACCCCAAAAGGCAUGUCCUGUCACAGCCUUUGCAUUCGCCAGCCCUCGUGUCGGGGACUCGAAUUUCAAGCACAUCUUCACUGGUCUAAAAGAUCUUCGACUCCUACGUGUUCGUAACUCUGGAGAUGUCGUCCCGAGAUACCCUCCGGCCGGAUACUCAGAUGUCGGCGAGGAGUUGACCAUUGACACCACCAAGUCAAAAUACCUCAAGAGUCCCGGAAAUUUGAUGACUUGGCAUAACUUGGAGGCUUAUUUGCAUGGAGUUGCAGGAACUCAGGGUGCUAAAGGGAGAUUCAAAUUAGAAACUCAUCGUGACAUCGCGCUUGUUAAUAAACGUGUCGAUUCUUUGGACGACACAUAUGGCGUGCCAGUUUCAUGGUGGUGUGAGAAAAACAAGGGUAUGAUUCAACAGGCUGAUGGAAGUUGGAAAUUGAUGGAUCAUGAGGAAGAUGAUUUUGGUUCAUGAAUGUCUCUCUCUUGUUGUUAAUAAUGUUGACAAAGUUCAUUCUAAGACCUGA
Messenger RNA from Ilex paraguariensis (yerba mate), 1314 nucleotides. The record is from the annotation of a GenBank genome assembly. Lineage: Eukaryota; Viridiplantae; Streptophyta; Magnoliopsida; Aquifoliales; Aquifoliaceae.